This is a messenger RNA of Nematocida parisii ERTm1, 1660 nucleotides long. RefSeq lists its product as uncharacterized. Lineage: Eukaryota; Fungi; Microsporidia. Gene Ontology annotation, molecular function: serine-type endopeptidase activity. The coding region runs from base 272 to 1645 and encodes 457 amino acids. The record is from RefSeq and is a predicted model, not a curated record. Gene Ontology annotation, biological process: proteolysis. The transcript has a single exon.
CCUGGAAUAUUCUUGUAUUGGCACUGAGGGCACGGGCCUUUCGAGUGUUCAGUGAUAACAUUACAAUUAGAUUAAAUAACCACGGCAUAGACAGAAUUGAGUCUAUUUCCUCUGAGGGCCGUAAAACUAUUUCUGCAGCGAUUCCUGUGAAUAAGGAAUCAGUUGAAGUGGAUAGUAGCCAGUACAAAUAUGGAGACAAAGACAGAGUAUCUAGCAUGCAGAGCAGUACUUAUCUGGACAAUACUACCAAAGCUGCCCAGAAUAAGAGGAAAUGCUUAAAAAACUGCGGGAGUUGGAAGAGAGCCGAAAAAACAAGAGAACGGUGGAAGAAACAGAGAAGAGGAACAGUAAACUGCCGAAUGAUUCUAGAAACUGCGUUGUUUUAGAAAUAAUCCAUCAUUUAAGCGCAGACCAAGAGAAACAGCUUAAAGAAAGCAUAGAAAAGAGAAAUGGAUACUUACAAUACGUAUAUAAAAAUACUAUUGAAGGAUUCUCUGUCUGUAAUUUAUCGGAAGAGGCAAUUGAUGAAACAUUAUCAGAAAUUAAUACAGUAAAGCUGAACUUGGAGAGAAACACACAGUACUCUCUAGCGUAUAAACAAACAGACUUACCUGAUAAUUUUUAUACUGUAAUCAACAGCCAGCAGCGCCUAUUUAAUGUGAAAUGGCUGGAUUCCUUCAUUAAUCGAUAUAUCCGAAAUGGGUAUCUUAUAAAAAAAUCCAGUUUAUUUCGCUGGUACAGAAAUAAGUAUUUUCCUCUACAGAGUAACUAUACUGGAAAAGGCAUGCAGAUAGAGAUACUUGAUGCUGACAUUGGGGUGGUUCAUAAAGAAGUGUCAGGCCGGGUGAAAAUAGUUCGAAAAUAUGCACAGCACCCGCCGAGCAGCCAUCCUACAUCUAUAAUGACAGCUGCUGCUGGCAUAACAACAGGGCUAGCAAAAGAAGCUAGAAUUGUUUUACACCCCGUGUUUAAAUUCGGUGUUGCCGACCUUUCUGAUAUUCUUUAUGUGUUAGAUGGAAUAUCCGUUAAAGAAAACAAGAAAAUCAUUUUACUCCCAUUUACUGGCGAGAAGUCGGCUAUAUUAGACAAGUCAUUGAAAAUGUUCUAUGAUGCAAAUAUCCCUGUAGUUGUUGCUGCAGGGAACAGUGCUGAGUCAGCAUGUAACUAUAGCCCAUCUAGGUCUAAAUAUACAAUCACUGUGGGAAGUAUGUCUGACACACUCUACCCAGAAGUAUGGUCCAACACAGGAGAAUGUGUUGACACAUAUGCCCCAGGGUCUGCAACAGUUGGGGAAGUGUCAGAAAUGUCUCCUGCUGUUAAGUAUAGAAUUCGGGAAGGAACAAGUCUAUCUGCCGCUUACAUGGCAGGAUAUCUUGCGGUUUUAAUGCAAAGCACGAGAGUUUCUGUCUCUGAGAUGAGAGAAUACUUAACAAACAAGCUGUCCAUCCAUCUUCCUAUGCUGCUAACAGCCGGAGAAAGUACUCCAUUUGUUACUAGUGAUUUUGUGUAUUACAGCGUGUUCAUUGACGUCUGUAUUGUUCUGUGUCCUAUUUUGUUGCUUUUCUGGUUAAUUAGUAUUUACUGGAAGUCCAAUAAAAAAGACCCAUUUGUAAAACACAAAUCCCGAAAGAAAUCUUCUGUGUAAAACAGUACUUAAAAC